CUAGCUACCGCGACGCUCCUGAAAGCUCAACGGGGCGGCACACCUGACAGGCAGCGCUGCCGACAGCAAAGGGUCAUGUCGCGGGCCGAGCGCCAGGCCGCCCGCUGGCAAACACUAGGCAGCAGUGCUCGAUCUACGCCGACAGCAUCACUGCAGAGCAUGCAGUUCGAAGCCGUGCUCGCGUCGGCCGGUAGCAAAGGCGACGCGCCGAGCCGCUUCGAGCUGCGCAGCAACCCCGCGACGGACGAGGUCGUGUUAUACGUGUUGCCGGACCCGGCUCUCCCGCAGAAGCCGCGGCACUACUCGCACGCGUCGCGCGGCGGCAAUCGGUGCGCGACGCGGGCCCGGCCCGCCGUCGACGCGCGGUGCCCGUUCUGCCCGGGCAACGAAAAGCUCUGCAACGCGGACCUGGCCACGGUGACGACGAACGGCGCGUGGACGGCGCGCGCGUUCGAGAACGCGUUUCCCAUCUUCCACGCGCUCGACGGCGCCGGCGCGGGCGACCGCCUGGGCGCGGGCGACCGCCUGGCGGCGCGCGGAGCGAUGGAGGUGCUCGUGGCGGCGCGCGGCCACAACGAGGGCCUCGCCGACCUCUCGCCCGCCGCCGCGGGCGAGCUCGUCACGCUCGCGCGCGACCGCUUCAACGCGCUGGCCGCGCGGCGCGGCGUCCGGUCCGUGCGCGUCUUCCAGAACCACGGCGCGCGGGCCGGCGCGUCGAUCUCGCACGCGCACUGGCAGUGCGUGGCCCUGGGCUUCGUGCCGCCGAACGCGCUCCGUCGCGCGGCGGCGCAGGCCCGCGGUGACGCCUGCCCCGUGCGCGCGCUGAUGGACGCGCCGGAGACGCUGGUCUGGGAGGACGCGAACGCCAGGGCCUUCGCGGUCGUCGCGCCGCGCAGGGGCACGGUCUGGGUGGCGCCCCGGCGGCGGCGAGCGCGGAUCGGAGAGCUGACGGACGACGAGUGCCGGAGUAUAGGAGAAGGCCUGCGGACCGUCGCGCGGGCCAUGUGUCAAGCUUGGGACGACCCCGACUUCAACCUCGUCGCGCACUCCGCCUCUCUACAAUCCACCGAGCGCUUCCACGCGUAUUUCGAAAUUGUGCCGCACCGCCGCGAGGACGCGUCGCUCGGCUCACUCCAGUACGACGUACCAAUCUCCCACCUGCCGCCGGAGCAGUGCGCCGCAGAG
This is a messenger RNA of Pelagomonas calceolata, 1185 nucleotides long. Lineage: Eukaryota; Pelagophyceae; Pelagomonadales; Pelagomonadaceae. The record is from the annotation of a GenBank genome assembly.